ACGAGGAGCAGCCUUGACUCUGCAACUACACAACCCACCUCAAGUGUUAACACAGCAGCGUUCAGGUCUGCCUGUGCCUGUGUGUGUGGGGAGGGAGUUGUCGGAGCAGCAGAUUAGUAAUUAAUAGUCUCAAGCAAGGUUUGAAUCUGCAGGACAACGAGGUUAUUUUUGUAAAGCCAAAAAAAAGUUUCUUUUUUUUAAAAAAAAAAGUUGCAAGCCGUUGGAUUUUUUUUUAAUUAUUUUACGAUAUAAGUUUUGCGAUGGUGGGCAGUCUGAACCUGCAGGAGGUAACUGGUCCUCUGGUCGAGCCCAAGCGGCUGGGCGAGCGGGUCCUGGACAGUCCCGACUCCGGGCUUCCCCCCAGCCCCAGUCCCACACCCAGCGUCUGGCUGCCGUCCCCGGGGGGAGCUGAGAACCGGCUGCUGGAGCAGGAGGACACCGCCUUCCCACCUAGAGGGGGACACGCUCCGCAAACGGACAAUCUGAUUACUUCCCCUUUCCUAAUCACAGGAUUUGGGCCAAGGCUGCAUCCGUUAUCAUUUGGAGAAGGAGUUGAAGUGGACCCUUUGCCACCAAAGGAGAUUAGGUACACCUCCUCUGUGAAAUAUGAUUCAGACCGGCACUACGUCAACAAUGUGUUCCUGCAACACACCCUGGGCAUCGACUCUUGCAGCCAGACGGUGAUCUGUGUUCCCAACUGCACAUGGCGGAAUUACAAGACGGAGUUGAAGUUUGAGCCGCAACACAAACCGCGACGAUUCCGCAGCACUAUCAUUGUGUACCCGAAGUACGCAAAGACAGUCUAUACAACAACUGUGGAUUACAACUGCAGAAAAGCAGCACGGAAAUAUUUGUCCAGUGUGGAACUUGAAGCCACAGAUUACAAUAGCAGUGAAAUGGCGCUCCCAGAUGGCCAGUGACUUAAAAUAUCAAAUACUGCCUGCUUUUUUUUUUCUUUCAAAGAGGAUUUUGUUUUGAAUCCAGUCAUUCUUUAGACUGUCCAAAAUUGCUUCUAAACCGUGGUGGCUUCUGAACUUCUUCAAUACUGCAUUUCUUUUGCUCCUUGCAACAUAGUCUACGUCGUGUUUCUUUUUUAAUCACACAAUAAAGUUUAGGAAUUUCCUUAGUGAUUUUAUUGCCAUUAACAUGUAUAAGGCAGGAAUAGAUUAAGGAAGCAAAACACAAGAAACCAGUUGUGAUUUUAAUUGUUUUAACAUGCACGGACUGGAGAUGAGUGCCAAGGCGCAAGAUAUCAGUCUGUCACCCAUCCAUUGGGAGCCCGAGUUUCAGUCCAUGUUGGAAUGGAUGGACGCAUUAUUCCUGAAGCUUGGGUACUGUGUCAGGAAGGACACGAGGAGUAAGUUGCCAAUCUUGGCUGCGCCUGGCCGUGACCAGCCUACACUGAGACUGGGGAUGGGUGCAGCUGAAUGCCUUGUUUUCAGUUUGGGUAUGGGACUGGGGUGGCAGGGCAAAAGGCUCAAAACAUGACUCUGAAGAAAUCCCACUGCAUGCAUCAAUUUUUUUUCUAAUUGUUACAUGGAAAUAUUUCCUGUGCGUUUAAUACAUUUGUAAAUAAUGGUGAAACUGCUGUGUUUGAAACACAAAGUAAUUCAUUUGAAGUACAGUUAGCAGUGGGGGAAUUAGAAAUGGUAAACCUGAGGUUUUAGUAUGGACUCCUUCAUGAUGAACCAAACAAUCGCAGUUAGUUUUGAUGUGGGAUUUCGUAACAUUUUCCCGACCUUGCAUCAUACUUGAGUAAGAGCAAGUAUGUGAUGUAUGCAUAUGGCAUGACCUACUUGCAGAAAUAUUACUGUAGGCCUCAGCUCUGAAGAAUAAUUCCAUUAAAGCCCUACUGAAAUAGUGUAGUGGGGCUUAAUUUUCAAAUGUGCUACUUGCCUGGUAGUAGGUAACAUUACUCCACAUUUGCUUAUGUUGAAAACAAUUCCAUUUUACCCUUAUUGCAAGUGGUGAGGGGGAGGGCUAUCUAUUGAUUUCCUUAGGAAAACACCAUCAGUUUUCACUAACGCCAGUUCUUUACAGGUGUGAAAACUGCAUGUGUUGUAUGGCACAAGGAGCUAUUCACCUGACAUAACUGAGUGGACUAAUCAGAUGGGUGCAGAUGAGGAAGGCCAGCACUCCCCUUCCAUCCCCAUCAAGGCAUCCGGUUGUUCCUUGAAUGAGUCUUGCCUGCACCAUUUGUGGAUUGAUCACUGUUUUGUGAACAACUCCCUGACCUAGUUUACCUUUCCCACUAUCACGCACUGUUCUUGUGUCCUCGUUUUGUGGUUCAUUCUCAUUGUGUAUAAAAAUGAGUCAAAUGAUGCUCAAUUUUGUAGAGUAAACCAUCAUAUACAACGUACUGUGAAACCAUGCAGUUUUAAAAGAAAAUAGGAAUUAAUUUGAGUGAUUGGUCAGAAGUUGCUCUUGGUGAGGAUGUAAUCAAUUAUUACUGAUUUUUAACAUGGAAUCUACAAAUCUGAUGACAUUAACAGCUCUGGAAUGAGUGUGGCAAAUUGUGCAAGAUUGUGCAUGAGGGCUUGUUUUGGAUCUGAUGGGUAGGAUGGACUGCUCCUUUAAGAUGCAUUGAGGGAAAAGCAAGUUAAAAUGACCUCCAGCUGUACCAGCUACAGUUGCAUGAUACAAUAUUUGCCACAUUUCACAGCCAGCUCCUUUUGAGGGUUGCAGCAGGGAAGGAGGGUUGACAGGGACGAUUCAGCCACUUUAAAACUCCUCAAACACUUAUAAUAUUUGGAAGGAUACCAGUGAGAUUGCUUCCUAAUUUUUUCUCUUGUUUUGAGGGGUUAAAAAGACCAAAGGAGGAAGAUUUCUCUUUCUUACGCACUUGUUUAGAAAGUGGUUCAACAAAUAUUUGCACAAAUACCCCAGCUCAGCCCAAGCAGUUUUGAAAGAAAUACUGUAGAGGUCUUGCAUCCAUUUUUAUAUGUAGCUGGCUCAAUAAAUUUGGAAUAUUUUAAUUUUUUGUAUCUAGUUGUGAUUAUUAAGGUUACUCCAUUUAGAAGAUUGCCUGAAGCCAUUGAUUUUGGGACUUCAUGCUUUAAAAAAGCAACUUUUUCAGGACUAUGGAUGUAGUUGAACUUGAUAUUGCUUCAAGCUGGCACUGAAAAGGGGAAUUUAACCCAGCUGAACAACAUGUGUUAAGAUGCACAGAGUGUAACCAACUGCAAGCGUUUCAAGUUUGCACGCACACUUGACAAAUCUGGUGUUGCAUUCUGAAUACCUGACACCUGACUAGGCUUUGCAGCAAUGAUUUAAGUGGGUGGGGGAAGACAAGCAUCUUCAUGAAAUGUGACACUUGUCCUGAAAUAGUUCAGAUAAUCUGUGAAACAGAUCGGCUCUGCUGAUGUAUGUUUGGUAAUUGAAAUUGACUGACUACAUUGCUCGCUCCAGUCUUAAAAGGGCAUGGCUAUUUGACUCUGAAUACAGUAAUGUCUCUUCCACAUUCAAAAUUGGGAACGGAUAUUGUUUCAUGGAUAAACUAAUAUUUUAGUAUUAAAACUGGAAAAAGUUUGAAUUGGAUUUUGGAGUAGUGGAAGUCCACACUAUCUCUAGACCAGCAUGACAAGGAAGUUCCCCAAGGUUUGUACUCAAACCCCAGUGUAAAUUGGUACGUGUACAUGGGCUACAAAUGUUUUGUCACAUCCUCUUAUCAAUGGAAGCCAAAUUAUUCCAGAGUUCCUCAAAGCUAGUAUGUAUAAGUGAGCUCCAUUGUGUAAAGAAAUGCCUCAAUUCCAUUCAAAAAUGUUUCUUGAUUACUGAAUCUACUUUUUAGAAUCGAGUAAUUGUUUGGGAUUUUAUGCUAAAUGUGUGGGUCAUAAUAUGUUGGGUAAUGGAAAGACCAUGUCACAAUCUGUACCUAAUGACUGUCAAACAUUUUCCAAUCCAUUGUAGCAAGAGUGGUUACAGGGUGAAAACCCACCAGUACGUCUCAGCUCUUUUUUAGGGGAGCACUCCCUAAUGCACAUCAGUGUGCAAUUUCCUUUGCCCAACUCCUCCAUCUAUAGGCCUCAGAGUAAGAUUUUCAAUUUAGAGCAGUGUUAUAUUUGGCAGUUUUAUGUCAUGGCCUAUCUGGACUUUGAUCUCUCUGCUACAAAGGGUCCAAAGUGAACCUUCCUUUCAGUCAGUCUAGUAGAUUCUGGCUCAGGCCCACAUAGGAGAAGACAUGAUGGCAACCUUGCAGCACUGUUCAUUUCAAGUUGUAUCUAUAAAAUUGCUUAUUUGUGUUGCAGCAGAUUUGAUGGAGGUGUAAAGGGUGAUGAUGGGUUUGGAUCAGGUAGAAAAGCUUUUCCCAUUAGCUGAUGGUACAAGGGUGAGAGGACACAGAUUUAGGUUUUGGGCAAAAGAUGCAGGGGGGAAUGUGAGGAAGAACUUUUUUUAUAUGGUUGAGUGUUAAUGAUUUUGAAUUUUUGAGGGUAGUGGAAAUGGAGGUAAUCGAUGAUUUCCAAAGGAAAUCGGGUGGGCGUUUGAGGGAAAUAAACUUGCACGGCUACGUGGUGAGAUAGUUGGACUGACUGGACUGCUCUAGAGAACAGGCGUAGACUCUGGGCCGAAUGGCCUUCUGUUCUAUCUUGACUUUGACCUCUUUGCUGGGAAGUGGGAUGGGGUGGACUGCUGUACAAAGUGGCCGGCCAUAUUCCAUACUGUUCUAUGUUUGGUAAAAGGUACACUUUCGCAUGAAGGAUAUACAGGUCCAGCAUCAGGCUUCCUUUCCUUCAGAUGUAGCACUGUCUGUGAAAUGAUCUGUAGUAGCCCAAAUCCAGCUGAAUUGGCCUAAUCAUGCUGCAAUGUGUUGGCCAAAGUAGAAGGGGAACAUAGUGAGUAAAUGUGAUAGCACUGUAAAUGCAAUAAUCACAUCUAUUUGGAACUGCUCCAAGAAUCAUGCCAGUCCUUUUUUCCAGUUCACCCCAAUAUGAUGCACUUUAUGGGUGGAGAUUUGGAAGUGUGCUACACACCCCGUCUAUAAACAUUAAAUGAAUAGUUAUAGAAAGGCUUCAUUGUGUUAUGGUUUGGAUUAAAGUGCAAAUACCAUGAAAGCCAUGUGCCAGGAAUAGCAUUCCAGAGCAUGAGGAAUUUAAGAAAAAGGUUGAGUGGCUUGGUAAGACCUUUUGCAUUUUUUAUUCCAUUUUUACUUAAUCCUAAAUGUUAAGGAAUUGACUAUAUAUCUAAAACACUACAGUCCUGUUCUCCCUAGAUUGUUUAGAGCUAUUAAUUGGAAGAUGAGAUUUUCCUGCAGUAUUACCCCUCAAACUCAUUAUUGCUAUAGUAAUUUGUUCAGUAAUCUGUCACCCCUUUACUCUUGUAUAUCAAAACAUUCUUUGGCCUGACACGGAUUUUGAUGAAUGAAAGGCUUUUUAAAAAAAAAAAAUAAUUUGUAUUGUUUGAAGAAGAGCUUUGUGAAUUUAAAAAGGGUGUAAAUUAUGAAUAAAAACAAAAUGGCUUACA
Molecule: messenger RNA, 5460 nt
Organism: Carcharodon carcharias (great white shark)
Lineage: Eukaryota; Metazoa; Chordata; Chondrichthyes; Lamniformes; Lamnidae
Gene: rflnb
Product: refilin B
Exons: 3
Coding region: 261-920 (219 amino acids)
Biological process (GO): skeletal system morphogenesis; actin filament bundle organization; negative regulation of chondrocyte development
Cellular component (GO): actin filament bundle
Molecular function (GO): filamin binding
Source: RefSeq, a predicted model, not a curated record